Messenger RNA from Emys orbicularis (European pond turtle), 546 nucleotides. It is a transcript of the gene GKN2, whose product is annotated as gastrokine 2. Lineage: Eukaryota; Metazoa; Chordata; Testudines; Emydidae. The transcript has 6 exons. The record is from RefSeq and is a predicted model, not a curated record. The coding region runs from base 1 to 546 and encodes 181 amino acids. Gene Ontology annotation, biological process: regulation of cell population proliferation.
AUGAACACAGUUGCUACAGUAAUUGCUGUGCUGGGAGUCUUCUGGACUCAAGCUUAUUCAUAUGAAAUCUAUAGCCUCCCAGGAACAAACGGUGACUAUGUCCAGCAAACUGUGACUAUUAGCAAUGAACUUCAUAUUGCUGAUAUCCAUGUCCAUGCUGGGAUGUGCUCCUCUGAUACCAUUUUUGACUACAAACAUGGAUAUAUUGCUACAAGGCUGUUUUCCCGGAGGGCCUGCUUUAUCUUGAAAAUGGAGAAAGGAUAUAUCCCAGAGCUGGAAGAAAUUGGACGGCUUGCUUACGAGAAACAGAUGAUGAACAAGAUGUUUUCCGAAAAAAAACUGUGGGUGCAAUAUGAACCCAGUGAUUCUAUAUUUGGUGAAAUCAAGGAGUGGUUUACCUUUGGUAAACCCAUUGAGAAACUCUGCAAGGGUGUGCCUGUCUACAAGGUUCGCAAGGUUGAAGGUGCCAUAAGAGCUGGUGGCUGUGCUAAGGCAGGAAUCCUGGGCAUUUUGGGCAUUUCAAUCUGCGGAAAGAUCAAUGUUUAG